Messenger RNA from Trifolium pratense (red clover), 1718 nucleotides. RefSeq lists its product as uncharacterized. The transcript is spliced from 5 exons. Lineage: Eukaryota; Viridiplantae; Streptophyta; Magnoliopsida; Fabales; Fabaceae. The coding region runs from base 242 to 1408 and encodes 388 amino acids. The record is from RefSeq and is a predicted model, not a curated record.
AAAAUAUCAUUUAACAUUAUUUAAUUAAAAUGUAUGAGAAGGGUGUAACUGGAAAUUAAAGAGGUGUAACUAGCAGAAAUCAAUUUAGGAAGGAAAACAAAACUGGUUGCGCGGGCUAGCGCGAGGGAUCAUUGUAUGUACAUCAUUAUUACGUCGUCGUUUUAUACGACGUCGUUUGUGUUUGAACUUUUAUUUUACCUUUUGUUUCCGAAUCGGAGAAGAAUCAGUGAAGAACAGAGAUAUGGCAGACGAUUUGUUCGAAGGAUUACCUCCUCCUUCUUCCGCCGCUCUCAACCACCAACCACCACCGCAACCAAUUCUUCCCGAUUCCUCUUCACUUCCUUCCGCACCAAAACCAAUCCUCAAAAGUUCCCUCAAACGACCCAACUCUACUCCAUCCGAUAACACACAAGUUGCAGCGCCUAAAAAGAGUUUGAAAUUUAAAACCUCGACGGAUGCUUCCGAAGCACAAGUUAUUGAUGCUAUGCAGAAGAUAUCGUCGCAUAUUAACAAUCCUGCGAAAUUCAGCAAGGCUGCUAAGCUUGCUAUUCAGUUGAUUGAGGCUGGAAGUGUUAAGUCUGGUGUUAGUGAUUAUUUUUUCGCUAUAUUAGAAGCUGCAAUGUCGUCGCCUGUAUCUAGUACAGAUGCUUCCGUACGGGCAGAUUAUCAUGCGUUGUUCUCAGCAGCACAAAAUGCAAAAGAACACCUUAAUAAGAAGCAGAAGAAUCAACUGGCAACGUGGACAAUAAGUGCUGUGGUCGCAAAUGAUUUAUUUACAGAUGAUAGCUUUGUGUUCUCAAAAGCAGCUGGGCAAAUCAAGGAAGCUAUAUCCAACCUUCCUGUUGCAACAGAGGAGGAUGACACGGAAGAAGCAAUUUCUCUUAAAGAUAGCACAGUUAUGGUAGAUGAAGGUGGUCAAACCCUUCCCCCAAAUGAGGAUAAUAAUGGUGCGGAGGAAGCUGACCCAUUUGGACUUGAUUCUCUGCUAUCCACAAAGAAAGGGGAAAAGUUUAAGGCAAAAAAUGACUCUGCUAUGAAGUUAAGGAAGGAAGACGAGGAAGAAACUAAGCGAUUCCUUCAGUUACAAAGAAAAGCCCUGAUAACUUGUCUAGAGAUUGCUGCUCGGCGGUAUAAAACACCUUGGUGCCAAACUGUAAUUGAUAUUUUAGUGAAGCACGCCUUUGAUAAUGUGGCAAGAUUUACAGCUCAUCAAAGGGAUGCUGUAGGUAAAUUGUGGGCAUCCAUACUGGAACAGCAAACUCGUAGGAAGCAAGGAAAGUCGGUUAAUGGAAAGCUUGAUGUGAAUGCUUUUGAAUGGCUUCAACAAAAAUAUUCUACCGAGAAGAUUAGCAUUCGACAUUCUGUUGGAGGUAGUGGAGAUCGUCGUGCCACACAAUGGCUUGGUUAAGUUUUCUUGUGCCAUUUUAUGUAAGAAAUAGAGAGGAUGAUGGCUACUUCAAUGUGGUCAAGAUGAGGAGAGUGAGCGUUCUUGUCACACUUCAUUGCUAGUGUUGUAACUUAUAAUAGGUCUUAGACAUCUCUCUUGAUUGAGUUUCCUCAAAAUCAUUGGUAGAAACUUUAUAAAAUGGGGUUUUCCCCUGUUUGCAAAUUUAUGUUGUAAGGUUGUCCUCAAGUUGAUUAAAACUGACCUUUAGAUGUCUGUUGCAAAAAGACUUGAACUUUAUUCUGACAAUCAAUUUAGAAUUUCAAUUUCAAAA